GGAUUUAAAUCGGGUCUUUGUUCAGUGACAUAUUGGGAGUGAAUUUGUACUGAAUAGUUUACUGUUAAUAUAUGUCGUAGAAAAAUUCACUUCUUACAUGAAGGUGUUAAUGUAUUCAUUGAAGCUCAAAUUUGUUUAAACGGAAAAGUUAUUUUAUGAUGUUGAAUAGAAGACCGGUGAAAGGAAAUAAUACAGUGUAAAAAGUUAUCAAGUGAAACAUAUUUAAUUGACAGAAGGAACAUCGGUUUUCAAUCAGUGCUUACAAAACUUGAAAGUUCAAAUUCUGGUUACUAAUCAUGACUUGAUGAUGCUUACAUUUUAGUAUGUAUUAUCAAAAGAAUGUAAAUUUUAUCGUAAAUUGAAUUUUUGUAAAGCUUUAAAUAGUGUUAAUUUUUAUUUUGGUACGAUAUAACUCAGGAAUUAUGGCUACUAAAACUACACGGAAUGUGAGUGGGAAAGGAAGUGUGCGUCCCCUCGGCUCUAUUAAACAUAAUACAGGAAAUGACAGAAUACCUAAACUUCCAUCUUUUACGAAAAAUGUGGAGAAAAGUAAAAUGGAAAAUGUUGGAAUUCAUGGGAAUGCUAUGAAUGUACCUCCGCCUAAAAUUAAGGAGGAUAUAAAGCCAAAAACACUAUCAGCAAAGUCUGAUUCAAGUUCAAGUACAAAAUCAGUGGAAAAUAUGGUAGAUAAAAAAGAACUACAAGAAGCAAAGGCAAGAGAAAAAGAUUUAUUAAAGAAAAUAGCUGAACUCCAAAAAAUUAUAGAAGAACUGAAAGAACAGAUAACAGAAAAAGAUAAAACUAUUUCUAGUCUGGAAAAUAAGUUAAAAGAGCAGGAACAAACAUAUAAAGACAAAUUAGAUGAAGAAAAACAACUACACAGCAAUACAAAGAAUAGUCUAGAGAGUUUACGAAAGGAACUAGAGGCCAGUAAGGAGGAGAAUAAACGCAUAGCAAAACGCAAUGAAGAACUAUUGAAUAAAUUCAAAAAUGAGAUGGAUGAAAAAUUAAAAGAUAUCACAGAAUUAAAGGAUAAGGAAUUAGCAUUACGAGACGAAAAACUCAACAGACUGAAAAAACAAAUGGCUGACGCAUUAAAAGGAAACUCAUGGGAAAGACAACAGCAAUUAGAGGAAUUAACAAAAGAGUUGGCACGGUUACAAGAGGAAUGUGAUACCCUUAGAAUGAAACUUAAAUCAUUUAAAUCAAAGGGAUCCUGUCCAAAUUGCAGUGACUCUAAUGGUAAACUUGAAAGACUUUUCAUUGACUGCAAAGAAAAAGACAAAACAAUUAAAGAUCUGAAAAUUUUAGUGACUAAAUUUGAAAAACAACUUAAUCAGCAAGAUGUUUUACUGAAAAACUUGGGUGAAAGCAAAGGUCACAAGGUCAACUAUAAACCAUAGUUAAUAGCUGUUAUAUAUUUUAGAAUUAUUGUAUAUGAUACAAUGUGCACGCAAUGAACACUUUGUGUAAGGUUUAAUAGAACGUAGAGGCAACUGUUUUGUCUGUAAGCAGUAUUAUAUAAUGAACAAAGAUAUUAGCAAAAUGUUCAGGAAACAUUUACAGAAUGUUUAAAACUAUCAUUUAAGAUUCAUUAUCAACUAUUGAUCAGAAUAAUAGAUUGUAUUCUUGGCCAUUGGCAGAGGGAUGUCUUUAUUAUAGAUCCCCUAUCAUUAGAUUAUUUAUACUAUAUGAUAGUUGAUGAGAUUAUUAGGCUUAUUUCUGAUCUGUGCCUGAUCUUGAUGGUGAAAUUGGUUUCUGUUGUCUGCAUUUUAUUAUCAAAUAUUUAAUUGAACAACUUGUUACUGAGAUACAUUUAUUUUCAUGGAUACCAAAUUUUUGUGUAUCAGGAAAAAUUGUGUUUUUCGUGGAUAUUUGAUAUCCUGGUUUUGCCAAAGUCUGCAUACAUCCCUAUAGAAAAUUAAUACUUUGUUGAAUAUUUAAAUUGAUCUUUUUCUAAACUCACGGAAAUUCUUGGGAAUAACAAAGAUUCACUGAAGAACUACAGUCAGUCAAAUAAUGGCAAUUGAAACUUUUAAAAGUACAGCCACAUGGAUUGAAUGAACUUUUAAUGGUACAUAUAUUUUUAAAUGUAGUGUACAUGAACGAAGGAUAAAAUAGUUGUCUACGGAUAGAGUGAAGAAAAGAAUGUUUUAUUCUUUCUUAUUCAUAUUUUGAAAUUAUGCAUAUAAUGCAUUUAUAGGUAAAUAGUAAGUAGAAAUGUUUUAUGUAUGUUAGUAUCAGAAUGAAUCAGGAACAAAGAUGUAGUACUGUCAUUUACUGUUGUUUUACUCCGUCAGUCUUAAGCUUUUUCAUGAGUAUGUAACAAUGGUAUUGAGCAGGUAAUCUCCCUUUAAUUUAUUCUUUGUCUACGCCUACAAUAGUAGAGUGCAAUUUUGUUCUCUGGUCUGCCCAUCCCUCGAACCUAUAUCAAAUAAAGUUGUGAGCUUUUUUAAUUAUAUGAAAAAUUACAGUUUUGUUCCCAAAUAUACUGUUCAUUGAGCAAGGAAAAUGAUUAUUCAAGCAGGUCAUUGGGAUCUAUGAACACCUAAUUCCUGUCUAUUUUAAUAUUCAAAAGAGUUAUGGAACUUUUGUUGCCAAAAAAAAAACGUUAUAGAGUUUUCCAUGGUUGGUAUUACAUUGUAUUCAUUGAUAUAUUCUCUUUAGAUUUUUACAUAAGUUUAGAACCAGAUUGAAAUAAUUCCAGUUAUAAAUAAUUUAACAGUUUUGUUUAUUUCAAAAUAUUCACACUUUUAUCUUAGCACAAAAUCAUAUUGAUUUAUUACAAUCUAUUGUAUUAAAUAUGAUUGUAAUUUCUUUGCAAUUGAAAUCCUUAUUAUUUAUUGAGUUUAGUUACUUAUUUCAUUGAAGGUUGCUAGGCAUUAAUGUGUCAAAUUUCUAAUUGAGUAAUGUUUAAUGUCAAAAUUGCCUUGAAAAGUGCCUGUGCCAUCCAUUUAUUUAUACUUCUCUGAUUAACUCAUGUGCCAAAAUUACUGCCUCAAAAUCUCACAUAUUAGUACACUCAAAGACUGCUGAGUUUGCCAUAGUUGAAAAAUAAAGAUAUAUCGAAGGCUACUCAGUUGGCCAUAGCUGAAAAAUAAGCAUACACAGAAUGUUAGCAAAACUAGAUUUGUGUGUUUUUGCUGUAGUUAAUGUUUUGUUUACAGGAUUCUUACCUGGAUAAGAUAAAUUACUUAAUCCUUGUACAGCAACAUUAUGAUAGAACUGUUAUAUGUGUAUGAUAUAUGUUAUAGAAUAGGGAAACACUGAUGUUUUAAACUGAUGAGUUCUUUAAAAAUGGCCUAUGGCUUUUUAAGGUCAGGUAAAAAAUGUGUAGAUUAUGAUAAUUUUGUACUGAGUGUAUGUUCAAAGAAAAUAAAUGUUUAUCAUUAUACUGCUUUGAUUUAAUCAUACAUAUAAAUGCUUGUCAUCUAUACUUUAAAUGGUGUGGUCACAUUGAAUGCUGAUUAGUUAUACUUUACUGCUGUAGUACAUGUAUUAUGAAUGCUGAUAAGUUUUAUCAUAUGAAAGGUUAUUAGGUAAGCUUAACUAGUGAAGUCACAUGAUUUCUGAUUAUAAUACACCUUAUCGCUAUUUGUUUGUCAUUACCAGACAUCACAAAGGUUCCUGUAAAAUUUUAACGUCAUAAUAGAAAAUGUCUGACGCCACAAUGGAAAAGUGAUUGUUGUAUGACGUCAAUAUUUCAAGUGUCGCAGAUUCUUGGUUCAAGUGUCGCAUAUUCCCAAAUAGUAAUAAGGUCUAUUAGUUAUACUUAACUGAUGUGGUCACAUGACUUCUGAUUAUAAUUAGUUAUACUUGACUGAUGUGGUCACAUGACUUCUGAUUAUAAUUAGUUAUACUUUACUGAUGUGGUCACAUGACUUCUGAUUAUAAUUAGUUAUACUUUACUGAUGUGGUCACAUGACUUCUGAUUAUAAUUAGUUAUACUUUACUGAUGUGGUCACAUGACUUCUGAUUAUAAUUAGUUAUACUUUACUGAUGUGGUCACAUGACUUCUGAUUAUAAUUAAUUAUACUUGACUGAUGUUAUAAACAUGGGUUCUGAUAAUAAUUAGUUAUACUUGACUGAUGUGGUCACAUGACUUCUGAUUAUAAUUAGUUAUACUUGACUGAUGUGGUCACAUGACUUCUGAUUAUAAUUAGUUAUACUUGACUGAUGUGGUCACAUGACUUCUGAUUAUAAUUAGUUAUACUUGACUGAUGUUAUAAACAUGGGUUCUGAUAAUAAUUAGUUAUACUUGACUGAUGUGGUCACAUGCAUGCUGAUUAUAAUUAGUUAUACUUGACUGAUGUGGUCACAUGACUUCUGAUUAUAAUUAGUUAUACUUGACUGAUGUGGUCACAUGACUUCUGAUUAUAAUUAGUUAUACUUGACUGAUGUUAUAAAUAUGGGUUCUGAUUAUAAUUAGUUAUACUUGACUGAUGUGGUCACAUGCAUGCUGAUAAGUUCAACACAGCUGGUUUAGUAAAAUAAAUGUUGUAUUGGCAUAGACCCAUGAAUGCUGUUCAAUGUCUCAAAUUGUAGUGCUUUAGUUAUGUGUAAUACAUAGUGCUUAUUAAAAGUAUACAAUUACAUUUAUAAUUGGUCUAUAUUUUGGAUAGGUUGUCAGAAAGAGGAAUUAUUUUUGCUGCAUAUUAGUCUAUCUGAAUUUAACAGGUGAUCAGAAGAUUUCAGUAUGGUUGUGAGAUUUACUGUUUGUUCAUGUUGUUGUUGAGAUUCUGUCCAGUAGUAGAUAGAGAAAAAAGGAGCAAUUUUUAUGACACCAUUUCUCAAUUAACUUUCAUGAGUUUUUAUCUCAAAAAGCAGCUUCAAUGUAUUAAAUAAUUUCUCUGGUAUUUUUAUUAAAUAUUAUAUUUAAGUUUUCAUAAAAUGUAGUUCUCAUGCCAUGAUUCACUCUGUUUGUUUUGUUUUGUUAGGUCAGAAAUUAUGCUUUAAUUCAAAUAAUUGAUUUGAAAAUGAUUAUUUUAUAUAUAAUAAAACUAUGUAUAGGACCUCUGAAAAUAUGAAACUUUCCUUCAGAAAUUACUAUAAAUAUGUGUUUUUAAAGCCAUCAUUUUACUGAGAAAGAGAUAUGAAAUACAUAGCACUGGUAUGUUGCUAUGGUCAUGAUGGUACAGUACUAUAUGAGCCUCUUUUUUUUAAUUCAGUUGAAAAUUGCUGAAAUUGUUUUAUAACUGUGAUAUUUUAAACCUAGCCUGUGAUUUUUUAGUUUAAUUUUUUAGUUUACUUUAUUCGAUUUAUUCAAUUGUGACUUUACAUGGAAAAUAAAAUAUAUUGUUCAA
Messenger RNA from Mytilus californianus (California mussel), 5303 nucleotides. RefSeq lists its product as uncharacterized. Lineage: Eukaryota; Metazoa; Mollusca; Bivalvia; Mytilida; Mytilidae. The transcript has 7 exons. Bases 423 to 1403 code for a protein of 326 amino acids. The record is from RefSeq and is a predicted model, not a curated record.